AUUGACUCGGUUUUCGGAUCACCAGUAGUGAUGGGAUGUUCGGUUCUUUUCUGCGAACCGGUUCUUUCGGACAGUUUGAUUCAAUAAACCGGUUAAAGAAAACAGUUCACCGGAUCUUUUGCACUCGACAUAAUGGCGUCAUUGGCGAUGAAUGCCCUUGAUUCAAGCCAUCGGUUUACCCGCGCUCAUAACACUAGCACAGAAUCUGUUCAGAAUCAAUCACCGAAAGAAUCAGUUCGAUUCAGAAGCUCUGUGUGUCAGUCUGCUUCACUCUGAAUCACACAUGCGCAGUAUCAUCAGCUCCUCGGUUCUCGAAUGAGACGAGUCUGACAGAAACGGUUCUUGACUCGAGAACGAGUCAAUCUUUUGUUCGUUAUCUGGCUCGGCUCAGUGUUCAUCUUCAGACAAUGCUGAAUAAAGUUGUAGUUUUUGCUAUUUUUGGACCAAAAUGUAUUUUCGAUGCUUCAGCAAAUCCUAACUGGCCCUCUGAUUUCAAAUGGACUACUUUGAUGAUGUUUUUCUUACCUUUCUGGACAUGGACAGUGUACCGUACACACAGUUUCAAUGGAGGGACUGAGAGCUCUCGGACUAAAUCUAAAAUAUCUUAAACUAUGUUCUGAAGAUGAACGGAGGUUUUACGGGUUUGGAACGACAUGAAGGUGAGUUAUUAAUGACAUAAUUUUCCUUUUUGGGUGAACUAACCCUUUAAGUUCUUUCAAUAAGAAAAAGCAGUAUGCUAUUUUCAUUAUGUCUUACAUUUAUGUAUUAAACACUAAGAAAAGAGCAACUGCUGGAAAGCUUUGACCUCGCUCGCUCUGACAGUUUUUUUCUGAUUGCACCAUUAAAUGGCUUGCCUGCUCGUUCUUAUGAUCCAAACUGACGGUAAGAAACUGCGUGCAUUUUCCCUGCAGUUUUGAUCUUCUGAAAUAAGACAAUUACUGCGGGAUGCUGGAUCUGAAUAGCAAAGCAUUUGAUAUGGUAUUAGUUCAAGCCUGUGGUUUAAUGUGCGGGAUUAUCGGCCAUUGAGCAGUAUAUUCCACACUUGAUCUCCCCUGCGUGUCUAGAGAGGGGGAGAGCAAGAGAUAGAUGGGAAACAGCAGCGUGCAUCUUCCUCGGGAUAAUGAAACGUGUAAGGAGAACCAGAAAUCCUGUUGCUGUAUUUCAAAGGUGGUUUGAAAAACAUGCAAAGAUAUGCAGAUGAUCGCAGUAAACGUCAGUGGCGUAAUGAAUUAUGAUAGUAUUAUGAUCAUACUUCCAGACUCCAUCGCUUGUAUGCAGUCUGUUCGUGUGGCAGUGUGAGGUCAGAGUACAGUAUAUUCUCAUUAGUAUGUGAAAGCGUGUGGAUGUGGGUUGUGAUGUUAGCACGAGUGUGUGAGCGCGGCAGCGGUGUAGUCUACUGCAUUUUGAUUAGCAGUUCUUGCAUGUGUCCGCUUCUUAAAGCCUGUUUGUUGUACAGGAGGAUUAGGGGCCUGUUGUGCUGUGAUAAAACGUUGUUAGCUCAAAAGCACACAUGAAAACGUGAGCGAGACUGAGCCUCUGUAGGGAAAAAAAGGAGAAAUGAUCCUUCCUGCAUUUCCUCUAUUGGUCACAGUCUGCCAAUGGUCCAUGGGACCCCCUUAGUGGACAGAGUCCUUAUAAAAACCAGCAUACAGCUAGAGGUGGUCCAAAAGUAUGAGAGCACCACAUUUGCAUUUUGCAUGAUUAACACAUGAACCUAAAUGACUUGCUUCUGUAGAACAAAAAAGGUGAAUGUUUGUACAUUUUCAUAGCCGACCACUUCAAUACAAUAAAAGUGAAUGAAAGCAGUUUAAAAGUAUCAUAAAUGUGGUUCACCCCAAUGUAGAGUUGUUCUUUUGAGUCUGAUCUUUUCAGUGAAUCAGUUUGUGUCCAGUUCACAAACCAGUCUGAAUGAUACGUUUAAUAAUUGGAUCGAUUUGUUCCUUUCAAAUCAGUGAUCCAGUCAGUCAACGGUUUUCAAUUAUUCAUGUGAUCAAAUUCACAAAACCGGUCUGAAUUGCAUGUUUACUAAUGACACUGAUUCUGAUUUUUUUGGAGUCAGAUCUUCUCAAUGAAUCGGUUGGUCCAGUUUUAAAAAACGGUUUGAAUAAUUUGUUCACUAAUUGGACUGUUUUGUUUCUUUCAGGUCAGAUUUCUUGAAUGAAUCUUUUGUUCCAGUUAACAAAAUCACUCUGAAGUAAUUUCUUUAAUAAUUUGACUGGUUUGUCUCUUUUGGCUCAGCUCUUUUCAGUGAAUCAGUUUGUACAGUUCACAAACCAGUCGGAAAGAUCCAUUUAAUAAUUGGACCGAUUUGUUCCUUUCGAGUCAGUGAUUCGAGUGAUUCAGAGUGGUUUUCAGUGUUUCAGUUGAUCAAAUUUACAAAACCGGUCUGAAUUAUUUGUUCACUGAUUGGACUUUUUUUUUUUCUUUCAGGUCAGAUUUCUUGAAUGAAUCAUUUGAUCCAGUUAACAAAACAGUUGAUAUUGUUUGCUAAUCAAGCUGAUUUGAUUCUUUUGAGUCAGAUAUUUUCAACGAAUCAGUUGAUCUAGUUAAGAAAACAGUUGAUAUGUUUGCUAAUCAAGCCGAUUUGAUUCUUUUGACUGUGAUAUUUUGAAUUGUUGAUCCAGUACACAAACCCAGAUUUGUUUGCUAACUUUGUUUUCCUGUUUUCAAUGAAUCAGUAAUCCAGUCCACAAAACCACUCUGAUUGAUUUUUUGCACUGUUUCUACAGAUUUGAUUCUUUUGGGUCAUAUCUUUUUUUAAUGUAUCAGAUGAUCCAAUUAAAAAAAAACUCAUGCUCUACAUUGAACUGAUUUGUUUCUUUUCAUUCAGAUCUUAUCAAUAAGUUGAUCCAGUUUGCAAAACAGAUGUGAAUGAUACUGCUUGACUGAUUCAAAUCAGAUCUUUUAAGUGAAUCCAUUAAUCCAGUUCAAAAAACAUUCUAAGGGAAUGAAAGUGGACAAUAUUUAUGACACUUUAAUGAUGAUUUUCAGUCCUUUUUGGAGUUUGAAAGCCACAGUCUCCAUUCAUUCAUUGUUAUUGCAUGCAAAAGACUUACUAGUAGAAUUUUAAUUUGAGAAAUAUUUACUCCUUUGUUUUGUGAUUUCAAUUUUGUCUGGGGGAAAAGAGAGAGAGAGAGAGAGAGAGAGAGAGAGAGAGAGAGAAGAAAUCCUAGAUUUAUAAUGUGUUCUCAGACAUUUGGACCCCACUGUAGGUUGAAACAGAAACCCACACUACAUGUCCAUCCCGGGCAGGUUUUAUCCCGUCUUCCACUGACUGGUGGCAGUCAUGCAUAUUAACACUACAGUCUGUGUAGAGGAAUGAAUUUACAUCUUAUGUCCAUCUUUAAGCGCUCAUCUUUGGGAAUCCAAUUUGCAUUGAGAUGCAUGCUGGGAAGUAGAGAAUGGAAAGCGCGAGUGUGUAUGCGUGCAUGUCUUAUCUCCCGUCGCUGUGUGCAGCACCUGUUUCAGCAUGCCAGACCUCUGUCUUUGGGUAAUUUUCAUGGUUUCUAGUUGCUUAAUAUUAAAUGUCUUGUUCCACCCUCGCCUGAUAAUCCAAAGCGCCGGCAGCCAAAUGUUCCUUGGUCAUGGCUUCAUUAAAUAUAGACUUACAGAUUGGCCUGGAGCUCUUGGAAUGGUUGUCUGAAUUCCCAACAGAGUCUUCACUGGAGGACCACAGCACUUUCAUUAAAGAAGACGUAACGUCUUUAUCUUCAACCACAAGCCAUGUAUGAAAAUGUCACUCGUCAGACAGAACUCACGCAUUGAAUCGCUCAUACCUGAAUGUUUGAAUGUACCUUUAGAAAAUAUCUGUUAGCAUUUUGUUGUCAAUGAUGAACUGAAAUCGGAAAUUUAAGUGUUGUGGCUUUCAGUCAAUGUACUGUAUGUAUGUUAGCUUUGAAGUCAUCUGUAUUUAUUUUAUUUUAUUUUCAGGUAAAAUCACUAUCAUGAAGUUGGAGUGUCAUGUGCAGUUACCCGUGUUUUUUGUGCAUUUCUAGUGAACUAGAACUUUGCUUGUCAUGACUACUAUAAUAUUUCCAUCUCUAGAUAUGGCUUAUGUCAAAUUUUAUUUUUUCUAUUUUUUGUUCUGUUUUUUUUUUUUCUGUUUUAUUGUCUGCGAAAAAAUCCGAAGUCUGAUCACACCAUUUCUCAGCAAACUGCAUUGUUUGAGGUGUCAUUUAUUUCCAAUGCACAAGUUACAUGUUUAAUACUUAAAGUCGAAAGUUUGCUAAAAUUGCCCUAAGUUUGGGCAAUAGCGAUAAUGUUUGAAUUACUUGCAAGCACGAGAAAUUAAUAAACUUUUGUAACAAUUAAUUAAAUUAAAUUAAAAAUGCCUAAUGAAUAAUACAAAAACAAACCAAACAUUUGGAUCCUCACUUCUAAAUCCUAUUUAUGCAAAUUAGAUCACAUUUUCAAUGAAAGUCUCUUGUCUCCGUGGCUUGAAAAGUGCUCAAAUGUUGUAAAAUGAAGUUUGCGUGCCAUUAUUGUAAUUGUUCUGUAAAGGCGUAGGUUCUAAUUAGGACAUGCAAAUCGUCCUCUCACACUGUUAAAUUAUGAUGGAUGGUUUAUCAGAGUUCAAAGGAUUAAGCUGUCACUCCCUUUUGUUUGUUCUGUUGAGUUUAUCGGUUCAAUUUUCAUAGCAAGAAAUGUAAUUUCUUAACCCUUUAGCCUCUUAGACCCAGGGUCUUAGACACAUUGGAUUAAAACGAGUCCCUAUUUGUCUUUUAUUAAUGUUGCUAGCUAAGGAUUGGAACAAACCCCUAACCUUCAGUAUUAAACAUCAGCACAUGGCAUAUGGCAUCUGGUCCCACACACCCUUUGUGAACGAUACCUCAAAUCAUGCGGCUUGUGGAGAAGGUGCACUAUUACUUUUCUACAUUAGACAGGGUCCUGAGAACUCUCAGAAACCAUAUACUCUUAAAAAUAAAGGUUUCAUAAGACCACACAUGCCAAUGAAGGACCUUUAUUUUUAACAAUGUAAUGUUUUCAUCCAUGGAACACUUUUAAAGAUUAAGGUACUAAAAGGGUGUUUUCACUGUGAUGCAGUGGAAGAACCAUUUUAGGGUCCUCAAAGAACUUUUCAGAAAACAGUUGCUAAAACAAUAAUUUUUCUAGAACAUUUUAAUAAUCCAUUUUUUUUUUUUUUUGUCUGUAAGGAAUCCAUCAAUGCCAAUAAAUAACCAUCAUAUCUAGGAAAUAAUAUUUUAACUGAAUAAAAGGUUCUCUUUUUAUGUUCUUCACGAAAACUGCUGACUGAAAGGUUCUUUGGGGAACCAAAAAUGGUUCAUCUUCAGCAUUGCCGCCAUAAAAGCUGGUAAUUUUAAUCUCAGUUUGCCAUUUACACAGGUUUGAAAUGAGACACAACAGAUUUCUUGGCUCAAUCCCCAGAAGAUGCAUCUACAUCGGUGAGAGCAUUAAUUCAUUGGCUUGGUUGAACCUCAUUUCGAGGGCCAAAGCCAUUAGCCAAUAGCGGUUCAGCGGAUGCCACGAUCCCUGCGACUCUGCCAGCUUCAUUAGCUUGGCUUCUAAUUUACCAUGUGGACUGGUUACUGUCCGGCCAGCAUGACCUGUACUCUAUACAUCCAAUCAGUGAUGAAUAUUACAGCAGUUUGGCAGGGAAUCCUUUGGGACUCCAAUGCCAAGAGAUGAAUUUUCAACUCCAGCAGAAUGUAGUACAGAGAACAUCUAUCAAGGCUUGUGGGCAUGCUGGCACUUUUGAGAAAAGACAAGCCUCUACUACUCGAUAAAAAUAUAGUCUGGGAAAGUGUGAGGAAGGGAAGAUAUUAGUGCAAACUGAUGGAUGAAUGACUUUAUUUUGUAAUGUAAAAACCCUUUUUUUGUGGUUAAAGUAGACUUCAUUUUCCCUUCUGCACGGCACAGUUUCAAACGUGUAUGAUUAAAUAUGAAUUUAGCUCCACUUCAAAGCCCCCUGGGAGAGGGAAGGAGAAAUAACGCUAUUGAAUUUGUGUCAUGAAUUUCUGUAGAAUAUGGCCAUAAUUGUCUUCUUUAUGUUGUUCUACACAGAAAUUACAGCCGCGGAGCAUAUUUUAUUGCAGUCGAGUCUAUUGGGAUAGUCGGAGCUAGACAAAUUUGUAGGUGUAGCUCUUUUCCCCUAGUAGGCUAAUUAUUAGUCGCUAAUGGAGGUACCACGAGAUCACAUACCUAUGAAGGAGUCUUUGAUCUGAACUGCUUGAAUCCAAAUCUCUUUUCUUCAUGCAGGAUUUAGUCACCAUUGUGUCUUCCUCCGGACCGCUUUUUGGUCCCGACCGCAGGGCUCCUUCGUGAAAAUUGAGCUGAUCAGCGAGAAGACGGCUGCCUAUUGGUGCCAGAGUCUGACAGAACACAAAGCCGACUUUCCUGACAAUAUUGUCAUCCAGCAUAAUGUGCAGUUACAACAAAGAUGAUUGGACCGAGCUUGCCAAAAUGGCAGAGGAGUCUGGCGCUGAUGCCCUGGAGCUGAAUCUAUCAUGUCCUCAUGGAAUGGGGGAGAGAGGAAUGGGGCUCGCCUGUGGGCAGGAUCCAGAGCUGGUGUGGAACAUCUGUCUGAGGGUUCGGCAGGCUGUUCAGAUCCCGUUCUUUGCCAAACUCAACUCUAAUGUGACCAAGAUUGUGGACAUUGCCAAGGCUGCACAGGAAGGUGGAGCAGAUGGCAUCGCAGCCACCAACACGGUUUCGGGGCUGAUGGGACUCAAGGCAGACGGCUCUCCCUGGCCUGGCAUCGGCCGAGGAAGGCGCACCACAUAUGGUGGAGUGUCUGAAAAAGUCAUCCGGCCAAUCGCAUCGUGAGCAGUAUCCGUCAUUGAGAAAACUCUUCUCGGUUUUCACAUUCUGGCCACCAGGGCAUCCUUUCUGCAGAAUCCGGAUUGCAGUUCCUUCAUGCAGGAGGCACAGUGUAACAG
Carassius gibelio (silver crucian carp) is the source of this 6896-nucleotide messenger RNA. RefSeq names its product dihydropyrimidine dehydrogenase [NADP(+)]-like. Gene Ontology annotation, biological process: thymine catabolic process; uracil catabolic process. The record is from RefSeq and is a predicted model, not a curated record. Gene Ontology annotation, cellular component: cytosol; cytoplasm. The transcript is spliced from 6 exons. Lineage: Eukaryota; Metazoa; Chordata; Actinopteri; Cypriniformes; Cyprinidae. Gene Ontology annotation, molecular function: uracil binding; iron-sulfur cluster binding; dihydropyrimidine dehydrogenase (NADP+) activity. Bases 6379 to 6783 code for a protein of 134 amino acids.